This is a messenger RNA of Mangifera indica (mango), 1897 nucleotides long. Its product is annotated as protein JINGUBANG-like. The transcript has a single exon. The record is from RefSeq and is a predicted model, not a curated record. The coding region runs from base 103 to 1461 and encodes 452 amino acids. NCBI's taxonomy places the organism in Eukaryota, Viridiplantae, Streptophyta, Magnoliopsida, Sapindales, Anacardiaceae. Gene Ontology annotation, molecular function: protein binding.
CAACUUCUCUCCUCCCUUCAAUCUUCCGUCGAAAUCUCUCCCAUUUCCUCGCCGGAAAGUUUUGGUUUUUUCUGUUUCGUUUUCUUAAAUAAAUUUGAAGCUAUGAGAAACGAGCGAUGUGGAGCCGUGGUUGUGGAGCGGAGCAAUCUCCACAGACCAAAGUUAGGCUCUCUUUUGAACUCAGAUUCCAUUGCGAUAUUCAACAGUAACAAGUUCGACGACGACGCCUUGAAUUAUCGUAAAAGCUGUACUUCCGCCGCGACUUCCAGCUGCUAUACGAAUUAUACCAGUACGCCUACAACAACGAGUGGCGAAGCUUCUCCUUAUCUAAUGUCUCCCUGGAAUCACACGGCUUCUCCUUACCACGAGUCUCCCUGGAUUUCGCCUUCCUUUAAGGAGAACUUGAACCGUAAUGGCCUGAUUGGCUCCAUUGUACGCGAAGAAGGUCAUAUAUAUUCGUUAGCGGCUUAUGGAGAUUUCUUAUACACAGGUUCGGAUAGCAAGAACAUAAGAGUUUGGAAGAAACUGCAGGAGUUUUCAGGAUUUAAAUCGAACAGUGGUUUGGUUAAGGCCAUUGUAAUCGCCGGCGACAAGAUUUUUACCGGUCAUCAAGACGGGAAAAUCCGAGUGUGGAUGAUUUCAAACAAAAACCCGAGCGUUUACAAAAGGGUGAGCAGUUUACCAACUUUUACUGAAUUUGUCAAAAGCUCAUUCAACCCGAGGAACUACGUUGAAGUUCGACGGCACAGAAACGUUCUUAGAAUCAAACACUACGAUGCCGUUUCGUGUUUGAGCUUAAACGAAGAACAAGGACUGCUAUACUCAGGCUCCUGGGAUAAAACCCUAAAAGUUUGGCGAAUUUCAGACUUUAAAUGUUUGGAAUCAAUCCAAGCCCACGACGACGCCAUUAACGCCGUCGUUGCAAGCUUCGAUUGCUUCGUCUUCACGGGAUCCGCUGACGGAACAGUCAAAGAAUGGAGACUAGAGCUUCAAGGGAAAGGGACUAAGCAUUUUCUGGUCCAGGAUUUGUUAAAACAAGAGUAUGCAGUGACGGCCCUGGCGGUUAAUCAGGAAUCGGCCGUGCUGUAUUGUGGAUCCUCGGAUGGGUUGGUGAAUUUCUGGGAACGUGGAAAGCAAUUUUCUCAUGGUGGGGCCCUCCGGGGCCACAAACUGGCCGUCCUCUGCCUAGCCUCGGUGGGCAAUCUAGUGUUCAGUGGCUCGGCUGAUAAGAACAUUUGCGUAUGGAAAAGGCAAGACGGCGGGGCCCACUCUUGCUUAGCUGUCUUUUCGGGUCACACUGGGCCGGUCAAAUGUUUGGCCGUCAAAGAAGAUCAUGAUUCUGAGAACAAGCAAGAUCAACGGUGGAUAGUUUACAGUGGCAGCUUGGACAAGUCAGUUAAAGUGUGGCGCGUCUCAGAACAGCCUCCUGAAUUACAGGGCUUCGCUUCGCCGACCCAAUAAAACGAUUCUUUCUAAUUUAAAACAACUGAAAGGUGACGCGAGGUGAAUAGAACGUGAGGAGCACGCGGGGUUACUUAGGUUGCCACGUGGAGAGUCCCACGCAGGCAAUCGGAACAGUGAGAUCAGCGGUCUAUGGAGCAUCUGAUGAAAACUUGGGCUUGAAGGCAAAGCACUGUUGUGGACGGCACCGCAGAAUCCAUCAGCUAAUAGAAUAGAAGCAUGCCACGUCAUCAACUGUAAUUUGUAAAUUGUAAUUAUGAGAUGAUUUUAUAUUUUUUUUCAUCUUAAUUAUUAUUAUUUUAAUUAUUAUAACAAUGAAGCACUUGAAGAUGUGUAAUUAUUUUAAAAGUAUAUAUUAAUAAACUUUGGUUUUGAGAGUUAUUUUAUCAUAUGUAUGGUAGCCAAAUAUUAUCUUCAUUAUUAUUGAUUAGCUCUA